Molecule: messenger RNA, 3353 nt
Organism: Diceros bicornis minor
Lineage: Eukaryota; Metazoa; Chordata; Mammalia; Perissodactyla; Rhinocerotidae
Gene: SCG3
Product: secretogranin III
Exons: 11
Coding region: 271-1500 (409 amino acids)
Biological process (GO): protein localization to secretory granule
Cellular component (GO): secretory granule membrane
Source: RefSeq, a predicted model, not a curated record
GCCGACCCGCGGCCGGCUCCGCGUCACAGGAACUUCAGCACCCACGGCGCGGACAGCGCUCUCUUCCACCUGAAGACCUGACGCCCGAGCCCCGAGCCUUUCUAAUCCCUUUACUCCCUAGCCGCGCAGAGCUCCACCGACCGCCGGUCCCCCCCACUCUCCCUCCCUGCACCCUCCUUCUUCCUGUUUUUACUCCUCCUUUUCAUUCAUAACAAAAGCUACAGCUUCGGGAGCCCGGCGCCAGGCUGUUUCUGAGCCAAGCGUGGAAGAAUGGGGUUCCUUUGGACCGGCACUUGGAUUCUGGUGUUGGUGCUCCACAGCAGCCCAAUUCAAGCUUUCCCCAAACCGGGAGGCAGCCAAGACAAACCCCUACAUAAUAGAGAAUUAAGUGCAGAAAGACCUUUAAAUGAACAGAUUGCUGAAGCAGAAGCAGGCAAGAUUAAAAAAACAUACCCUCCAGAAAACAAGCCAAGUGAAAGCAAUUAUUCCUUUGUUGAUAACUUGAACCUGCUAAAGGCAAUAACAGAAAAGGAAAAAAUUGAGAAAGAAAGACAAUCCAUAGGAAGCUCCCCAUAUGAUAAUAAAUUGAAUGUGGAAGAUGUUGAUUCAACCAAGAAUCGAAGACUGAUUGAUGAUUAUGAUUCUACUAAGAGUGGACUGGAUCAUAAAUUUCAAGAUGAUCCAGAUGGCCUUCAUCAACUAGAUGGAACACCUUUAACUGCUGAAGACAUUGUCCAGAAAAUUGCUACCAGGAUUUAUGAGGAAAAUGACAGAAGAGUGUUUGACAAGAUCGUUUCUAAACUGCUGAAUCUUGGCCUAAUCACAGAAAGCCAGGCACACACACUGGAAGAUGAAGUAGCUGAGGUUUUACAAAAAUUGAUCUCAAAGGAAGCCAACAAUUAUGAAGAGGAACCCGAUAAACCCACAAGCAGAACUGAGAGCCAGGCUGUGAAAAUACCAGAGAAAGUGACUCCAAUGGCGGCAAUUCAAGAUGGUUUUACUAAUGGAGAAAAUGAUGAAACAGUAUCUAACACUUUAACUUCGACGAAUGGCUUGGAAAGGAGAACUAAAACCUACAAUGAAGACAGCUUCGAGGAACUUCAAUAUUUCCCAAACUUCUAUGCACUCCUGAAAAGUAUCGAUUCAGAAAAAGAGGCAAAAGAGAAAGAAACGCUGAUUACCAUCAUGAAAACGUUGAUUGACUUUGUGAAGAUGAUGGUCAAGUACGGCACAAUAUCCCCGGAGGAAGGUGUUUCCUACCUUGAAAACUUGGAUGAAACAAUUGCUCUUCAGACCAAGAACAAGCUAGAAAAAAAUGUCACUGACAAUAAAAGCAAGCUUUUCCCAGUGCCAUCAGAGAAGAGUCAUGAAGAAACAGAUAGUACGAAGGAAGAAGCAGCUAAGAUGGAAAAGGAAUAUGGAACCUUGAAGGAUUCCACAAAAGAUGAUAACUCCAACCCAAGAGGAAAGACAGAUAAGCCAAAAGCAUUCAUUUCAUAGACCAUCACAGUUUUCUCCUACACUGACACAGCUGACGUAUCAACUCUGAUUGUCUGGUAAUCACCUAUGUUGAGAAAGGUUAUGAUGUUGCAACUGGACUCAGGAGGAAAGAAUGUUGGACUGAUUAAUCAAUAAUGUCUGUCAUGGGUAUGAAAAGGGGGAAUUGGUGAUAUAUGUGCCUUGUUUGCUGAACGGUCAUAAUGCCUUGAUCCACUCAACCCUAGGCCCACUUUAGAUGAAUGGUAAACUUAUUUUUAAUAUAUAUAUAUUUCUUAAUUGUGGUAAAAUACACAUAAAAAAAUUUGCCAUCCUAAGCGUGUUUAAGUAUACAGUUCAGUGGCAUUAAGUACAUUCAUAUUAUUGUGCUAGCUUCACCACCAUCUAUUUUCAGAACUCUUCUCAUCUUGCAAAACUGAAACUCUGUACUCAUUAAAUAGUAACUCCCCAUUUCUGUUCUCCCCCCAGGCCCUGGCAACCACCAUUCUACUUUCUGUCUCUAUGAAUUUGACUCCUCUAGGUACUUCAUAUAAGUAGAAUCAUAUAGUAUUUGUCCUUUUGCAGAUGACUUAUUUCACUUACCAUAAUGUCCUCAAGGUUCAUCCACAUUAUAGCACGUGUCAGAAUUUCCUUCCUUUUAAAGACUGAACAAUAUUCCAUUGGAUGUAUAUACCACAUUUUUUUUGUCCAUCUAUUUGUCUAUGAAUGCUUGGGUUGCUUCCAUCUUUUGGCUAUUGUGAAUAAUGCUGCUCUGAACAUGGGUGUACAGAUAUCUUGAGACUCUGCAUUCAGUUUUCAUGGGAAUAUUCCCAGAAGUAGAAUUGCUAGAUUAUAUGGUAGUUUUAACUUUUUGAGGAAUUUCCAUAGCAGCUGCACCCUUUUACGUUCCCACCAACUGUGUGCAAGGGUUCCAAUUUCUCCACAUCCUCACCAACACUUCUUUUAUUUUCUGUCUUUUUGAUGGUAGCCAUCCUAAUGGAUGUGAGGUACAGGAUGAGUGAUAAACUUUUGAAAAAUUUAAAAACCAGGAAAAGACUGGUCCUGUGGCCUGAGGUAGAGAGCCAGGAACUGGGCAUCACAAAGCACUUCAGCUCACCCCCAUAGAAACCCGGUAUGCCCAAAUCAUCUCUUCUGAGUGCAACUCAUGUGUAGUGAAUGCGUUUUCCUAGAACACAGCAAGCCAUCGUCCAGGUCCUUUGAUUUGCUGAGGCAGCAUGCUCAGUGCUUAAGACAACGCCUUAUAUCGCUGUGCAAAUAUUCCUAGGAAUGGGUGCUGACAAGUCUCUUUGCUUGUGUUAGGAAAACAUUAUGUAAAAAAGGAAUAUGAAGGAGUUGAUUCUUGAUAGCCCACUGUUGCCUAUUUAGGAUGUCACUGUUUGGAGACUAAUGAUGAGGUUAGAUUUCUUUUCUCAUUAAGAUUUCCAUCAGGUAAUAGUGGGGAGAGAGGAGAGUAAAACUCCAUCCAUUUGGUGUUACUCUUUGUAAUGGCUCUCCUGAAACAUUAGGAAGAAGGUAGAGAUUUGGGGCUAAAAUUAGUGCCCACCACCACCAUUAUUUAGAGAUUUAAUUUAUUCACGCUCCCCCUGAUCCCCAUUACUCUGGGAUAAGGAAAACUGAUUCUAGUACCAUUUAGAAAACAUCAAACAGCUUAAGCCAAGGGCCAACAUUUCUUUGAAAAAAAUGUAAUUAAUCCCCAAAAGGACAUACUAUGACAUAUCUCCUUGUAUUCACAGUUGCUUUAUUUGCACUUUUUUCAAAGGCUAUUUUGCUUCUCUGUUAUAAAGCUGGUGAGAAAACACCUCUUGUCUCUAGGCAGAAAAAUAAAAGCAUCCAUGUGUGUGAAGGCUUGGGUGUUG